Messenger RNA from Baudoinia panamericana UAMH 10762, 1080 nucleotides. RefSeq lists its product as uncharacterized. The record is from RefSeq and is a predicted model, not a curated record. The coding region runs from base 1 to 1080 and encodes 359 amino acids. Gene Ontology annotation, molecular function: oxidoreductase activity, acting on the CH-OH group of donors, NAD or NADP as acceptor. Lineage: Eukaryota; Fungi; Ascomycota; Dothideomycetes; Mycosphaerellales; Teratosphaeriaceae. The transcript has a single exon.
AUGGCCACUACGUUGGUGAAGGCCGCUCUUAGCCCAUUACUUACCGCCCCAGCAUUACUCGCACUCACUGUAGCACCGGCUCGUAUUCGUGAGCCUAUACUACGCUAUCUCAGAGAGCAUGUCUCCAACUUAACGAUCAAGCGCGCGAUCACUGCAUUGCAAUGGCUCACCGCAUUGGGCCUGGCAAGCAGGGCGAGUGCGUUUAUGAGCGAGCUUGCCCAGAACAACUUUCGCUUCCAGUCUGAACGUCAUCGCUACAACUGGCCGAAGGAGGUUGCCAUCAUCACCGGGGCCGCCAGUGGCUUUGGAGCUCUCAUGUCCAAGUCAUUAGCUGAGAAGGGCGUCAACAUAGUCGCCAUUGACAUCAAGGACGAGCUCCCUGCGGACAUGAGGGGCAAUUCCAAGAUCACGUAUUACAGGUGUGACAUUACUGAUCAAAGUGCCGUUAAGGAGCUCGCCGCCCAAGUGAAGGAGGCCCACGGCGCCGCUUCGAUAUUGAUCAACAACGCUGGCGUCUACUUUCGCGACGACAUCCUCACUGUGCCAUCUGACAAGCUCCACAAGACCUUCAACGUGAACAUUAUCAGCCACUACUACAUGCUUCAAGCCUUUCUGCCGGACAUGAUCAAAGCCAAGAAAGGGCACGUUGUGAGCCUGGCUUCUAUGGCUUCUUUCGUCGGCGUGCCGUUCUUCGGCACCUAUACCAAUACGAAAGCUGCCGUUCUUAACCUUCAUGAGUCGCUACAGCGCGAGACGAGAGUCCUACACAACACGCCAGAGAUCAAAUUCACCAUCGUGCACCCAACAUUUGCGGAUACGCCGAUGGUUCACACCCACCAAGGGGAACUGGACAAGCUCGGUGUUGUCCCCAUCCCAGCGACGAUGGUAACUGAUGCCAUUGUCAAGCAGAUACUUAGUGGGCGAGGCAGGCAGAUCAUAGUGGCGCCGGGCCUUGAAUGGAUCAGCGUGCUGAGGGCGCUUCCGCACUGGUUCCAAACGUCGCUCUACAUGCUGGAGGAGCGCAGCGACGGUAAGGUCAUGAAGGAGAAUCAUGAGGAGAUGAAGGCGACGCAGGUCUAG